Lucilia sericata (common green bottle fly) is the source of this 1056-nucleotide messenger RNA. RefSeq names its product dysbindin protein homolog (gene Dysb). Gene Ontology annotation, cellular component: cytoplasm. Gene Ontology annotation, biological process: negative regulation of protein kinase activity. The record is from RefSeq and is a predicted model, not a curated record. NCBI's taxonomy places the organism in Eukaryota, Metazoa, Arthropoda, Insecta, Diptera, Calliphoridae.
UGUUUACUAAUCUAACUAGUUGCUUUUUCCGAUUAACAACAUAAAUUAAUAACAAUUAAGCUAAACUAAAUAAAAAUAAACAAAAUUUUAAACCACCAUGUUAAGUAGCUUAAAGAAAAAAUUCAAUAAUGCUUUGCAAGAGGCCUCAAUAAUAACCGAAAACUUGCAGCAGCAAUAUCGUCAACGUGUCACAACACCAGAGAGCUUGAGUAGUAGUCGCAGUUCUUUAGCAGCUUCUACUUUAGACUUGGGUGUACCUUCGGAUGUUAAUGUUGCUGCCGGCUGUAAUUUAUUGGCCAAAUAUGAAGAUGAUUGGAAAAUUAUUCAUCAAAAUAAUAUGGAUAAUGCCAAAAAAGCUCAAGAAGUGGCCAAACAAAUACAGACUAUCGAAAAAAGUAUGACAAAUCAUCAUGUAGUGAUGACCGAUCUAAUACACUGUCUAGCGGGUAUUCCCUCACUUGUGGCCAAAUUAAAAACCUUGUCAGAGACAUUGAAUGAAGUUAAUAAUCUUAGUCAUAUAGUGGAUAAGGAAUUGGAGAAAUUGGAAGAUUUGUGUGAAGAAUGCGAAUUACAGGAGUAUAUAUUGGAAAAACAAUGUGAAAUAUCGAAAUAUAAACAAAAGAAAAUGGAGGAUUUGGAGCUGUUUAGACAAAAAGUUGCUGCCGAACAUCAACAACGUAUUAAGGAUUAUGAGGGCAAUUUAAGGAAAAUUCAAAAAGAACGUCAAGCUGUAUUCGAUGAUGCUUUUCGCCAUGACUUGGAGGAAUUUAAACAAAAGGGUCAUAUACCAAAAAUUCAAACCAAUUUAACACAAGAGGUUUCCUUAGAAGAGGUGGUUUUAGAUGAUACCGAAACCAAAGAUGCUUUGGAAGAAUUUUUGAACGGUUAAUAUGCAACACGGUUAUAUUAAGUCAAUUUAAAAUUAAGCAAUAUUCAUAAAGUGCCUAAGAAACCUAUAUACAUAAUCUUAUACAAACAUAUUUAGUAGUGCAAUAAUAUAUACAAAGUUUUUAGAUAAAAAGUAUUGUGUUUUAUAAUAAAGUAUUUGUAAAACUA